GUGUUGUUCUCAAAAUAAUCCCUCGUGCCAGCGGCUUCCCACCAUAGACGUGUAUACGCUCUCCAGCAGACAACGAUUGCAAUAAAAAUAUGCAUCAUAAAAUAUACCUUUUAUGACAUUCCUGCAUAUAUUUCUGCAUAGUAAUACAUAAAUGUCGUCGGAUUCUGUAGAAGAGUGGCAGGUAGUAAGACGGGGAAAAGGUGCAUCAAGGAAAUUUCGAUCUCACCAUCAAAUCCCCUCUGUAUGUCUUCAGGAGCAGCUGGAUGUUGAGAAACUCGUCAGACGGAUCAGAGACACAGUGUCUGACCUGAGAGCUGAAGAGAUUUGGCAACAGUGGAAAAAUCAGCUUCUAGUUUCAACAUCCCUAUCAAGACCUUCAGACAGUAUAAAGACUGAAGGCCAGCAGGACAAGGACACCGAGGCGACAGUACGCCAGCAGCUGGAGUGUGUGUGCUAUGGCCUCGGCUCCUUUUCUUCAUGUGUCUCAGCCCGCUACCAGCUUGCCAUGUUGCUGCUGCUACUGGAUGCAGGACAUAUUCCCUUGAAGGAUUGCUCUCUUUAUGAUCCUGCAUUCUCCGUCACAGAAAAGGACAUUUUAAGAGAGCUGGGUUUGACUGUGCUCACAGAAAAUGAGGAGGGGAAGCGUCUGGCCACUAAGCCCACCUUAUUUUAUCUAAUGCACUGUGGAAAAGCUCUUUACAACAACCUGCUGUGGCAGAACUGGAACCCACACUGUUUGUCUCUGGUUACGAUCAUUGGAAACUGCUUCAGCGGCAUCAGAGAGAGGACUUUCGAGAGGGAAUUGAAGCGGGAUUACAGCUACAUCAACAAAGCUGUGGAUUUGUGUGAAGAGAGACUUCUGCCUUGUCCUUCCCGUCUGAUAGACGUCUUCAGUGAUACAGCAAUUAUCACUUUUUCUUCAGACCGACUAAACAAACUCCCCUCAUCUACUUGGACUGACUCACCUGAACCACAAUACCAACAUUGCUCAGAUUUAGAAAUUAUACUGAAACAAACAUCUGUCUUAGACUCGCGAGAGACAAGUCUUAGCUAACAACGGGUGUUUUUUCAAGCCUAACAUUUAUACACCUUUUUUAAAAUAAAUGCUCAAUUUGACAGAUCAGCAUUAUUGUAAGUUUAUUUUGAGCCUUUUCGGGAGAAGAAAAGAAAAUAUUUAGUUCAGGUUUGGUUUCAUUUAGCAAUAAUUACUUUCAUUGGGUUAGUUUAUGCCUGUUAUUUUUAGUGUUUUAUUUCUGUUUAUUGUUAACUACUUUCAUAUAUUUGAAUGUUUCUUUUGGUUGAACUGCAGUAGCAUUACCAAAAAGAUUAUUUCCGUUCUGUGAAGUUCUGACGACCAACAUUUUCUGCAAAAGCUAACUUGAGAGGAACCAGGGUCUAAAUAUCAGAUAUGUAGGAUGCAGAUUUUGACAAAUAUUGGCAUCGCUGCUAAGUACAUCUAGAACUAGUGCGUCUAAUUAAACUAGUUAAAAAGGGUAAUUGCUAAAUACUGAAGACCAUUUUGAGGUAUUACGUUUUCAGCCUUUUUCUAAUUGUUGCAGUACCACUUACCACUUACCAUGCUUACCAAGAGAGCAUCUGAGAGUUGGCACCAAGCUUUUUUACAGAUUCCUUGAGGACCGCUCACACCCACCUGGAAGUGAAUUUACUUGGGUAACUUCCAAUAAAAGUUGGUAACCAUCUUAAAGAUUUUCUACUUGCUGCUAAUAUUUUUUCACUACAGAAUGAUGGAUAUUGUCUCAUAAUUUUUCCCAGAUUCAUGGGCAGCAGCGAUUCAUGUUGAUGUCUUUCCUUGUUAACAUCAUGCUAACAGACACCUGUGGUGUUUGAUAUGACUGUGUUUAUUGUUCAUAAUCAUUUCAUAGAGUUCCAUUAAAAAAAACACUUGACAUAUUC
Xiphophorus couchianus (Monterrey platyfish) is the source of this 1914-nucleotide messenger RNA. RefSeq names its product SRR1 domain containing (gene srrd). The transcript has 6 exons. The coding region runs from base 152 to 1054 and encodes 300 amino acids. Gene Ontology annotation, cellular component: nucleus; cytoplasm. Lineage: Eukaryota; Metazoa; Chordata; Actinopteri; Cyprinodontiformes; Poeciliidae. The record is from RefSeq and is a predicted model, not a curated record.